Hypoxylon trugodes is the source of this 1233-nucleotide messenger RNA. RefSeq names its product ribosomal protein S3. Gene Ontology annotation, cellular component: cytosolic small ribosomal subunit; nucleus. Gene Ontology annotation, molecular function: RNA binding; structural constituent of ribosome. Bases 285 to 1064 code for a protein of 259 amino acids. The transcript is spliced from 2 exons. NCBI's taxonomy places the organism in Eukaryota, Fungi, Ascomycota, Sordariomycetes, Xylariales, Hypoxylaceae. The record is from RefSeq and is a predicted model, not a curated record. Gene Ontology annotation, biological process: translation.
GUUCUAGAUUGUUUGGUCGCAUCGCAUCGCUACAAUUCUCUUAUCUAAUCAGUCGUUCAACUUUACAGCACACAAAUCUGAACCCUAAGCCGAAAAAAUUCAGGGCCAAAAAUACUGCCAGUGCAUUCACCCACUACCCACUGCUAAGCAACAAUCCCACCAACCGACCCGAAAUUUCGUGAGAGCCACCUCAAUCCAACCCGGCAGCUAAACGAACUUCCUCUCCUCAAACUUCCUAACCCAACGACCAAUUCUUCAGUCAAUCAUCAGAUUAAACCGUCAAGAUGGCUGUCCCGGGUACUCAAAUUUCCAAGCGCAGAAAGUUCGUCGCCGAUGGUGUCUUCUACGCCGAGCUAAACGAAUUCUUCCAGCGCGAGCUGGCCGAGGAGGGUUACUCCGGCGUCGAGGUGCGCGUCACACCCACGGUGACCGACAUCAUCAUCCGCGCGACACACACCCAAGAAGUCCUCGGUGAGCAGGGCCGCCGCAUCCGCGAGUUGACCUCCCUCAUCCAGAAGCGCUUCAAGUUCCCCGAGAACUCCGUCUCCCUGUACGCCGCCAAGGUCCAGAACCGUGGUUUGUCCGCCGUCGCCCAGUGCGAGUCUCUCCGCUACAAGCUUCUCAACGGUCUCGCCGUCCGUCGUGCCUGCUAUGGUGUCCUACGCUUUAUUAUGGAGUCGGGCGCCAAGGGUUGCGAGGUCGUCGUCUCCGGUAAGCUACGUGCUGCCCGUGCCAAGUCCAUGAAGUUCACCGACGGCUUCAUGAUCCACUCUGGUCAACCCGCCCGCGACUUCAUUGACAGCGCCACCCGCCACGUCCUUCUCCGUCAAGGUGUGCUCGGUAUCAAGGUCAAGAUCAUGCGCGGCUCCGACCCCGAGGGCAAGGCCGGUCCCUCCAAGUCUCUCCCUGACGCCGUCACCAUCAUCGAGCCCAAGGAGGAGUCUAGCAUUGUCACGCCCAUGAGCCAAGACUACGGCGCUAAGGCCGCCCAGAUUCAGGCUCAGGCCGAGGCUGCUCGUGCCGCCGAGGAAGGUGGUGAGGAGGCCGCUCCCGCUGAGGAAUAGGUUUGAGCAGCCGGUGCUGGGCUCCUCAACCAAACGGUGGUAGUCAAGGAAAGAAAGGACGGACGAACGGAUGGAUGGAUGACAUGUUUACGAAGGGAUACUUGAUUCUUCGAGGGCAAGAGAAAAAAAUUCUUCGGCGUCUUUGAACAUAUCAUUUGCAUUGCUGGAA